AUGAAUUUCGCUCCACCUGUUAUACGAUUGAACGAUCUGAUUUCUGGCACUGUGGUGACUAUGGACGAGUGGAUCAAGAAUGAAAUCUAUCGUCUGCAACACAACAUUAAACCGAGACAUUGUCAAAAUUACAGUGAAUUAGCAGAGAUGCUACAUGAAGAUCCAGGCAGAUUUCAGCAUCAUUACCACCAGCAUCUACCGCCGCCACCUCCUUGUCUGCCAGAGGAAUUUGUACAUAGCGGCAGCGAUAGCGAUGAAGAAGACUACGAUGAGCAACAGGCAGGCGUCGACAGCAUGGACCACGACCACGACGAGGAUGAGGAAGAAGAUGGAGAAGAUGCGGAUGAAGAUGACAAAGACGCUACAGACCAGACACAUCAACAACAUACCCAAUUGACCCCGUUGGUGAAGUCUGCUGCCACACCAUCACCACCCUCUUGGCUUUGCCGAGUAUUUAUUGAGUUAAUGCGCUACUGCGAUAGAAUCACAAUCCAAGACAAUGCACCCAAAUUACUGCUAUACGAGUUUCAGCAAUUACGCAUCAACAUGAGCCUUGGAAAGACAAUCGAUAUAGAUGAAUUUAGAGACAGUUUAUCCAACAUACUGUUUGGCAAGAUACAAAUGACAGAGCACCUUGUUCAAGUAUGGAAGCUCAUGUGUGAAUGGGUCACAAAACCACCACUUCACACACAUCAAAAUGCUAUACGAUGGUUAGAUUUAACGUUAUGCGCCUUUAUUGCCGCUGAACAAUUAUUUAUUGUUGGUAAUGAAAAUAAAAGAUAA
This is a messenger RNA of Mucor velutinosus, 783 nucleotides long. RefSeq lists its product as uncharacterized. Lineage: Eukaryota; Fungi; Mucoromycota; Mucoromycetes; Mucorales; Mucoraceae. The record is from RefSeq and is a predicted model, not a curated record. The transcript has a single exon. The coding region runs from base 1 to 783 and encodes 260 amino acids.